Molecule: messenger RNA, 1386 nt
Organism: Drosophila sulfurigaster albostrigata
Lineage: Eukaryota; Metazoa; Arthropoda; Insecta; Diptera; Drosophilidae
Product: FACT complex subunit SSRP1
Source: RefSeq, a predicted model, not a curated record
AUGGAUACUCCCAUAUCAACGCCAUCGACAAAGGACUUCCAGGUGGCUGGCGUCUCGCGCAGCGGACGUGUGCGCAAAAAGUCAUCGAAACUGUUGGACUUCGAGUCGCCCGAGGAGAUUGAGAAGCGCACGAAACGCCCGGGCAGGCAACCAGCACGCUAUCCCGGCCGUGGACGGCCGCCCAAUGCGGUGCGCGAACGUGAACAGGAAAUGAUCAUUGCCUAUGCCGAGGAGGAAGACAAUGACGACGACGAUGACAUUGAUGAUGACGACGACGAUGACGAUGAUGACAUACCAUUGGGGGGCAACACAAAUCUGCGUGGUACGCUCUUGAAUUCCGACGAUGAAGUGGACAACCUGGUGCAGGAUUUAGUCGAUGGCGUCGAAGCGGAGGCCAGCAGCUAUACAAACGAUUCGCGGGUGCGUCAAUCGCUCUAUAUGCGCGAAAAGUCCACCAAACGCAAGAUCCUCAAAGAUGGCAAGCUGGUGACUGGAACAAAGCAGCGCAAAGACAAAGGCAAGGCACGAUACACCGCUUACAGUUUGUGGGCGCGUGAUGUGCGCAAACGCGACUUUCCCGAUCUCGAUUUUGCGAGUGCUGCGCGACGUCUCAGCGAACUGUGGGCCAAUGUGUCCAACAAGGAGAAGAACGCCUGGCGACGCAAGGCCAAACUCCAGGCGACAAAAGCCCGCACACGAGAGAAGAAUGCGCUUAACAACACAACGACAUCGUCAGCUGCGAUGGCCAGCAAUGGCAACACAUCAACAGCUGCUGCUGUCCAAGACUCCACGACGUUUGUGAAUCGCGCGACAACGAGUCGCACCAAGAAACUGGCCGCUCAGAUGGCAAACACAAGCACCGCAACAACAACAAACACAGCGAUGCCCACAUCUUGGGCGCAGAGCAGACAAAAGCGUAGCAUUAACACAAACACAAGUCGCAUCAAAUCGAUACCCCCGGCAACGAGUGCAAUGAAUAGCUCAGCUGCCUCGGCUGCUGGUCUAUUGGAAUCACCAGCUGAGAUCGGUGGCAAGCAACAGCAGCAGCAACAGUCGAGCAUUGAAGCUAUUGAUGCGGCAGCGCAUCUCAAACUGCUGGGCGAGAGUUUGACAGUGAUUGGCGAACGGUUGAAAGAGCACAACGGACAUGUUGCCCUCUCGGGCAGCUUGUCGGUGCUGCUGGACAGCUUACUGUGCUCCAUGGGACCGCUUUUGUGCAUGACAACGCAAAUACCCGGUCUCGAGAAUAAAAAGCAGCUGAGCACAAAUUUGGCAACGACGCUCGACAAUAUUGCCUAUGUAAUGCCGGGUCUCUAAGGUGAUUGUGAAACUGUAACAAGUGCAUCACAGGUGGACAUACAUAUAAUAAAUACACUUAAUAUACAU